Molecule: messenger RNA, 1200 nt
Organism: Diachasma alloeum
Lineage: Eukaryota; Metazoa; Arthropoda; Insecta; Hymenoptera; Braconidae
Exons: 7
Biological process (GO): sensory perception of smell; detection of chemical stimulus involved in sensory perception of smell
Cellular component (GO): plasma membrane
Molecular function (GO): odorant binding; olfactory receptor activity
Source: RefSeq, a predicted model, not a curated record
AUGAGUACCAGAGGAACUGACACGAGAAAAGAGCAGGUCUUCCCGAUAAUUUUAUGUAGAAUUCGUAUAUGGAACCCGUAUGAAGAAGGGCUCAAGUACUGGCUGUAUGGGAUCUACUCGACGUACUUCGUUAGUGCAGUGAUGAUAACGAGAGUUCUGGGCCUAGCAGUCCGAGCAAUCACGGGUAAAAGUGCAUCUCAAUUACUCCAGGACUUCUCAUUCCGGGCUGUUGAGGCAGCUGACAGUCUUAAAGGAAUUGCUUUCCUGAUUCAUCGAAUUGAAGUGCUGGAGUUAUCCAAGACGUUCAACUGGGAGAGACAGUUGUUAACUAUGAGACAGAUAACACAAUACCGGAACGAAGUGCUCACAAAUUCCUUGAGUGCGUCCAAAAAAUUCACCAUCAUCAUCAUCAUUGCUCUGAUACAAUACUUCACAUUGGACUUCUAUAUGACGCUGUGUCAGUCAGAUUAUAAAGUGGACAAUUUGGCCAUCAGAUCCACACCUUUGAGAUAUUUUUUCAUAUUGAGUAAUUUCUAGGUGGCUUUCAUAUGCGAUUAUGUGACAUUCACUUCCCUCGGAUUGGUUGCCGUUUGUCAUGACUCGAUCAUUAUGUCAGUGGUGAUUAAUAUAACAGCCCAAUUGAGACUACUCAAUUUUCGAUUGGAAAACUGUCACAUGACUACAUUUACUAUCACCAAUGAUAAACAUCUAGCCCUUCAUUUUACUUGUUACAUUCUUGUAACAAGUAAAAUAUAUUGUCUUUCCAUGAAUUUCCUUUUCAGGAUGGUGAACAUCUUCAAAAACAUGUACAACAAAGUUCUUCUGCCCCAGCUACUCAAUAGUUUAUUAUUAAUCACUAUAUCUGGGUUACAAAUGAUUUUGGGUCAGCAAGGAAAUCUCACCAAUUCCCUCAUAGCAUGUGGAUUUUUGAUUCUGGUAACAUUUCAAUUACUAGCCUUCUGCUGCGUUGGUAAUUAUAUCUUAGUCGAGAGUGUCAAGACGAGUUAUUCACUCUAUGCAGUACACUGGUACAACAAGGACCGAAUAUUUCGGAAUAAUCUCAAGAUAUUCCUUGGAGCUGUCAGGAAUCUCUUGAUAGUCAGUGCAGGUGGUGUCGUAAAUUUGACAGCUGAAACCUUCAAAAAGAUUCUCACAAAAGCAUACUCGGGAGUGGCAGUGUUGAAGAAUGUCAGUGAUUGA